This is a messenger RNA of Anopheles cruzii, 5591 nucleotides long. RefSeq names its product supervillin (gene Svil). Gene Ontology annotation, molecular function: actin filament binding; phosphatidylinositol-4,5-bisphosphate binding. The transcript has 6 exons. Lineage: Eukaryota; Metazoa; Arthropoda; Insecta; Diptera; Culicidae. Bases 88 to 3702 code for a protein of 1204 amino acids. Gene Ontology annotation, biological process: cytoskeleton organization; actin polymerization or depolymerization; barbed-end actin filament capping. Gene Ontology annotation, cellular component: actin cytoskeleton; cytoplasm. The record is from RefSeq and is a predicted model, not a curated record.
AACAACCGCAGCGGCAGCUUCGCAGGGCAGGAGGAGUUUGGUGGAUUCCCCGCGUUCAGUGCCCUGCGGCGGUGUUUGACGGAGGAAAUGCGACCCGACCAGGACUCGAUGGUGAAGAGCGUGUCCAUCGCGGACCGGCUGGCCGCCCUCAAGAAGAGCGGCGAGGAUGAUUGGCGCAAGCGCGUAUCCAAGAAGGACGUCCCCGACGACGUGCGGCGGGAAAAUCUUGUCAAUAAUGCACUUCUCGUUGCCAAGUCCCUCGAGAGCCCGGUGAAGAACAACUCACCUCGACCGUUCAGUCGGCCGACCGAUCUAGAAGGGGGAAACAUUUCCGACCGCUUGGGACAGAUCAAGACAUCGUCGGAGAACUGGAAAACCCGCGUCGAACUAUCCGAUGCAACGAACUUCACCGUUGCUGGCCGCAUGGUCCCCAGCAAAUCGCCCAAGUUACCGUUUAUCAAGUCGGACACGAAGCAGUCGCCCCCGAUGCACGUGUUCCGCAGCGUCAACCCACCGCAGCUCGGGCUCGCCAAGAGCCCCUCGAUGAUGGUCUCCUCCGUGGUGACCUCCUCCACCGUGUACGGCCAGCAGCAGCACCAGCAACAUUCACCGAACCUUUCUAGUCCCGCUCCUGCUGCCGCUACUGUGCCCCAACAGCAGCGUGUUGUCGAGAGUCUUAUGAAACGCAGCAUUAGCGUGCCCGGGAGCGUCUCCGUAGGGACGGCCGGCGACCUACACUCAUCCACCUUCGGUUCGAAGGUGUCCAUUCCGAAGCUGGACGAUGAAAGUUUCGGCAAGUUCUUCGGGAAGGUGGCAACUCACAGCAGCAGCACCAGCAGCGGCAGUGCGGUCAGUUCCUCGAGCUUCAAAACGUCAUCGAUUUCCUCGCUACUCAAGGCGUCAAGUAGCGGCGGGGACCCGGGCCAAGUGGUGACGCUCAGUGAUCUCGACACGCUCAAGACGAGCGGCGCAAAGCUGACGCAGAAGAAGGUCGUGCAGGGACCGCGCGGUCGGCGAGCGAUGUCCCGUAACCCACUGAAAACGUUGGCCGCCCGAGACGACCUGCAGACGGAGUACACCGAAAUCAAGACAGGUAUCGCCGACAAGGAGUUGCGAAGACUCAAACUAGAAGCAAUCGCCAAAACUAGUAAUCUGGCCGUCGAAGCGCUAGCCGGCUUGGCGUCCGUUGAAGAUUUCAAAUCGGUCAGUCUCAAGUCGAGCACGCUGCCCCUGAACCAAUCGUUUGUCCCCUACAAACCGCUCAUGCUGCUGCAGGUGAAGGGCCGCCGGCACGCCCAAACCCGGCUCGUCGAGCCCGUGGCCCGCUCGGUGAACCGCGGCGACUGCUUCAUCGUCGUGACGGCCGACCGGCUGCUGGCGUUUCUCGGACAGUACGCGAACGUGAUCGAGCGGUCACGGUGCAAGGAAAUCUGCGAGCAGAUUGUCCGCGACAAAGAUCUCGGCUGCACGGCCGCCAGCGUCACGUUUCUCAACGAUGGUGGCCCCGGCCCCGGUGGCGCUUCGGAGCGUCACUGGCAUGAGUUCUGGCAGCUGCUCGGCCGCGACCGGGAGGAACCCGAAACGGCGGCGCCGGUGUGCGAUUCGGGACACGCCGACGAGGACGAGCUGUUCGAGGCGUGCUUGAUCGAGUCCAACAUGGUGUACGAGUUCGCGGACGAUUCGCUGGUGCCGGUGGCCGAACUCUGGGGCACGAUACCUCGCAUCGGGACGUUGGAUGCCCACAAGGUGCUCGUUUUCGACUUUGGCUCCGAGCUGUACGUCUGGAGCGGCAAAAAUGCUCCCUCGGAGCGCAAAAGGGCCGCGCUGCGGUUGGCGCAGGAACUGUACGCGGCCAGCUACAGUUACGACGAGUGUCAGCUGAAUCCGCUCAACUUUGCCGAACUGGCCGGUGAUCGACCACGGGACGCCGGUGUCCGUCCCGCGAAGACGGGCAAUGGGCGGCCCGAGUGGGCACUGAUCGGCCGGGUGACCCAGCACAUGGAGACGGUGCUGUUCCGGGAAAAGUUUCUCGAUUGGCCCGACAUUACGGUGCAGUUUCGUGACGAGUUUCCGCUCGUCGGACAGGGAGGCGGCGACGGUGGCUCGAUCGGGAUGGAAAUCAAGGCCCUCGAUGGUGGACAAAUGUAUGGUCGUGUCAACGAGCCGUACGCCGAGCCAAACCUGGUGCUGGAGCACUCGAACCUGGGGCGAGGCAACUUCUAUUACGAUCCCGAUUCGAUGCGCCACUUUGACGUGCUGACGCACUCCGUUACGCAGUGGGAGAUCGACGAGUACGAGCACAAACCGGUGGCGGGCGGCUCGCUUGGCCACUUCUACUCCGACGCCAGCUACACCGUGCGCUGGAUGUAUCAGAUCAGCGUGACGGUGCGCGAGCUGAGCGGGAAGGUGUCGAACCGCAGCACGGUCGUGGGCCGCGAUCGGUGCGCGUACUUCACCUGGCACGGCAAGAACGCACCGGCCAACGAGAAGGGAGCGGCCGCCCUGCUGACCGUCGAGCUGGACAAGGAGAAGGGUUCGCAGGUGCGUGUGGCCCAGGGCCAGGAGGCGCCCGCUUUCGUGCGUCUCUUCAAAGUGAUGUUCGUUCACCGGAGCCGACGCGGUUCCGAGCCAAAGUGCGGCUGGCGGAUGUACAUGCUGUCCGGGAACGAGCCGGAGGAGUGCGUUUGCACCGAGGUCGAGUGCAGUAUGCGCCAGUUGCGCUCCCGUGCCGCCGUGCUACUCGUACACGGAGCCCGCGGACGGGUGCUACUCUGGGAGGGCUGUAAGGCGUUGCCACACGCACGGGAGCUGGCAGCGAACACCCUGAAGCUGGUGCUGGAAGCGAAAUCCCCGGAGCUGUUCGACGGCGCUACGGUCAGCAACCUGUCUUCGGUGGUGCUAGAGGAGGGCCGCGAAACGGAGGAGUUUUUCGGUGCAGUCGGUGGUCAAAAUCGCCAUCACUACCACAGUCUGCUGGGAUCGUGCCAAAGCUACGACUACACACCGCGCGCCUUCCACCUGACGAGCAUCAACAACGGGAACUUCGAGGCGACGGAGCUUCAGGGUGCGCUGCGCUCACGGGACCGCCCGACGGCCUAUCCGUUCCGGCAGGAUGAUCUCUACCUGGCGCGCCAGCCAACGAUCUUUCUGAUCGACAACGGGCACGUCCUGUGGCUGUGGCAGGGUUGGUGGCCGCACGAGGACGGCUCCGGCAGUGACAGUGGCGGCAGCGGCGAAACCAAUCACAGUAGCUUCGACAGCAAUCGUUCCGGUGAAAACCGUUGGCAGAUGGAACGGCGCGUUGCCAUGGAAACGGCCGUCUCUUACUGGAAAGCGAAACACAGUGCGGCGGACACGACGGUGAAUGGGUUCGUCGUGUGGGCUGGGUUGGAACCGCUUGAAUUCAUUGCCAUGUUCCCGGAGUGGAUUCAACAGGAUGACGUUGCCGAAAUUAGUGUACAGGAUGGUCGUAAAUCGACACCGCAACCGAUCUACGACAGUCUUUCGCUGCUGUCACGCAAAGAGUACCCGGUGGCCGUUCUGCUGGAGCGCCCGCUGCCCGAAGGGGUCGAUCCAACCAAACUCGAACUGUACCUUCACGAGCACGACUAUCCGGAGGCGCUCGGAAUGCCAAAGGCGGAGUACGAUCAGCUGCCAGCCUGGAAGCAGACGAAGCUGAAGAAGGAGCGCGGUUUGUUUUAACGAGAUAUCGGAGCCGCAACCGAGAGAAGCUAAAUUGUCAGGAGGGAGGGCGGAACUUUCAGAUUUCAGCCAGAUAGAGGAUCAAGUGUUCUCCUGUGUGUGUGUGUGUCUCUAUGUGUGUGGCCUGUAGUAAGAUUCGUCUCUCUCACCCGCCGCCAGGGGGCGCGCGCACUAUAUUCGUGUUCAGUUUCUGUGCUAUUAUUUUAUGGCGGGGUGUUUUAUGGAAAUUACUUAUCAUUCGUCCGAGUGUGUUUUGUCACGGGUUGGUCAGCUUAACUGUUGUCCCCCCGCACCCCUGUGUCGUGUUGUGCGUGAAGAAUGUUUUAUCUUCGAGAGAUUACAUGGCGAUAACUUUUUACGUUUUGUUACAUUUUUUUUAAUUUUUGUUUACUCAAUGCAUGCUGUCUUUCCAAGUUUUUAAUAUAAGCACAUUUUUGUUUUAGUGUUUGAUUAUGUUUUCUUCUGUUCUCCCAUGAACGCAAGCGCUCAGCGAACGUAACGUUCACUCAUCGUUUCUUGCCAAUCGUUAUAACGUGCACCUCUUCUCUGUUGCGCUCUCGGGUCCCAGGUUUUUGUUUUGCCUACAGCUGGAAUAAUUCAAUAAAAAAUAGAGAGACCCUUCACAUUUUCAGUUUUCGUAUAGUAAUCGACCGCCGCCGCGAACAAUUGCUAGUCUUUAGACACGGUUCCCCGCAGUUAUGCACACAGCAUCCACAUAACGGUGUCUGUAACGUUGUUUUUUUUAAUUAUCAUUCUCAUUAUUCAUAUUAUUUGCCUGUGUGGUGUAGUUUUUUUUUGUUCGUUACCUAUGACAUACUCUUUUAUUUAUUACUUCCGUCACAGUUGCCGCGUCACCGUUAGUGUCCUAGUGAUGAUGAUAGAGUGUAGCAGACGCGAAAGGCUUUCCCCCGUUCAGGAUGGUACAGGUUUCGAAAUUGUGUGAGAAAACUACCAGCAGAAGGAGCACUGUGUUUAAGGCAUAGUGAAAGCAGAAACAAUAGAGGUCACUAGCGAUCUGUGAACACGGAUACUUUGUACUUAUCUCGAAAACAUAGACCACAUACGGGGCGGCAUCAGAGCGAGCAAGAGACAAGUAGGCUUGUGGAUUAUUGUGAACAUAUGUUUUAAGUAAUAAAAAACGAAGAUUUCGAAACGACGACACGACGAGGAACGGUGCUCAAGACCAGGAUUGGUAUACAUGUAUGCGUAGCAUGAAGCGUAUGUGUGUGUGUGUGUGUGUAUACACGUGUAUGAUAUUUUUACUUUAUACAAAUCAAGCAAACAAGUUUUCCUUAGACGCGGGAUCAAGGCCGGUCUCUCGGGGCAACGUACUCAUUGCCUAAACCUUAAACGACGAAGCACACGGAAAGUGUGGAAAGUUCUCUACCAGUAGCCCUCCAAAGUGACAUGGAGCUCCAUAUUUUAUUAUUUUAAACAUUUCAGUUUACAUCACCAAGAUUCGAAGCUGGGUUUUUUUGUAGUCACAGCUGCAGGCAACCAGACGCCACAAGGCUUCCGGAAGGCGAAAGAUUGAAUUCAAUAAAGAACCUGAAAAAAGUAGAAUUGUGUGCAAUAUAACAUGUGUGAUCGGCAGACGGAGGAACAGGAGGGAAAAACACGCAGCAGAGAUAGCGCCCAGACUUUCUUGUCACCUUUGAGUUUUCUCGUUUUGUUCAUUGUGUGGACCUUGCUGCCGCCCAGCCACAUAUCUUCUCUGCUUUCUUUGUAUAAAAUAUUUACAUUGAUAUUUGACUUAUUUAGUAGCAUAGAGUAGCCGAUAACGAGAGUAACGUGACACGAACGAUAAUGUGACGAAAAAGGGGGGUAACACGGGAAAGAAGUUAACCCGGGGGCCCGGAAACUAAAUGAACCCAAAUAAAAACCGUGAA